AUGGGUCGACUCUAUAUAGCAGCCAACACUUGUCUCGGAAUGACUUGUGUGUUGGGAGUAUUGGGAGCUUUGGCUUUAUUUUCAUUAUCGAUUGUGGAUACGUUGAAUGUGGAUUAUAGUAGUCAUGUGGAUAAUAAGGAUUUUUGUGCAAUUACUGUUCUCAACGAUCAUCGUCCUUUCAGUGUUCAAUACAUCCUUCCUUCCAAUACCGAUUCGAACACGACUCAAAUUUACAAAGUUUGCGCCGAAGUUCAACCAGGAUCUCUCGCCGGUCAUAACGGAACGUUUUGUAUCUAUCCGAGUGUUCCGUAUGAUUCAAAGGGAGAACCCAUUGCGUCUCAAAUGAAAGCAUUUUGUGGUUUUUCAUUGAAUGUCAUGUUUGAACGAUUUGGAAUUGUGUUGGGAUAUUUGCUUGGAUUUUUGUUUGCAUUGUUGUGGUUGACCAUGGGUCGGAGAAGUAUUGAGAAUAAUAAGGUCAAGUGGACGGGAAGGAUUUUUGGUGGAAUUUAUACGGUUUGGAGUGUAUUGAGUAUUGCUGCUGCAUUUUAUUUAAUGAUUGCAGAUGCUUCUCGUGUUGCAGCUGGAGUGGAUUGGUGCAAUAAUGUCUAUGUUCAUAAUUAUUGUAAUCCUGGAGGAUUUGACGGACCUGUAGAAGAAUGUAAAUGUGAUUUCAAUCUCUAUAUUGGAAUGCCAUUACUUGGGGCUUGCUUAAUUCUUGUCUAUGUAUUCUCUACCAUUACAUGCAUUGUGAAAUGGAUUGCAGAAUAUAGAGCUGUCCGUGAAGGUUAUCGUGAUUUGGAUGCCUCAGUUGAUGAAUUGACCAAACAAUAA
This is a messenger RNA of Naegleria lovaniensis, 831 nucleotides long. RefSeq lists its product as uncharacterized. The record is from RefSeq and is a predicted model, not a curated record. Lineage: Eukaryota; Heterolobosea; Eutetramitea; Acrasida; Naegleriidae. Bases 1 to 831 code for a protein of 276 amino acids. The transcript has 3 exons.